CUCCUCGCCUCUUUCUUCCACAACCAAGUUUUCUUUGAUGGAUUGUCGUUAUCGGCCGAUGUGAUUUGUCGAUUUCUGUAAAAAGGAAAGGAGUCUAUCCCAUUGUCUUACCUGCUUCGUCUCCAUUCGCUUGUCUACUCCGUCUUGGCUCGGCCGUCGGCGGAGGUCUGCCUCCGCCUUCCUGAGGAUAGUCGCGUUUCUGUCGCAGACGAGGACGAAAGGCAGCUGCUCCUCCGUGACAAGAGGUUUAGGGAGAAAAUGGCAGAUAUUCAGCUUGGCGCUCACACUAUAAGAUCCCAUGGAACCACAGUAGCAAAAUUUCAUAUGCAUGACUGGAUCAUACUUAUACUUCUUGGCAUUGUAGAUAUCAUAUUAAACGUUAUAGAACCUUUUCAUCGUUUUGUGGGAAGAGAGAUGUUGACAGAUCUGAGAUAUCCAUUCAAGAGUAACUCUAUACCUUUUUGGGUUGUCCCGAUCAUUGGGAUUUUGUUACCAGUUCUUAUCACCAUCGGCAUAUACUUUAAAAAACAGAAUGUGUAUGAUCUCCACAAUGCCAUAUUAGGUCUUCUGUUUUCCGUGCUUAUUACUGGGGUCUUAACCGAUGCGAUUAAGGAUGCGGUUGGUCGACCACGACCGGAUUUCUUUUGGCGAUGUUUCCCUGAUGGAAAAGAUGUUUAUGAUAACAUAACUACAGGGGUUAUAUGUCAUGGGAAUAAAAAAGAAAUCAGAGAAGGGCACAAAAGUUUUCCAAGCGGCCAUUCUUCAUGGUCUUUUGCUGGCCUCGGUUUUUUUUCAUGGUAUUUGGCUGGGAAAAUCAGAGCAUUUGACCGAAGGGGCCAUGUAGCGAAACUUUGCAUAGUGCUUCUUCCUCUCCUAUGUGCUGCACUUAUUGCAGUUUCUAGAGUGGAUGACUAUUGGCAUCACUGGCAAGAUGUCUGUGCUGGGGGUCUUUUAGGGUUGGUGGUUGCUUCAUUUUGUUAUUUGCAGUUCUUCCCACCUCCUUAUGAUGUGGAUGGUUGGGGCCCCCAUGCAUAUUUCCGAGUGCUCGCUGAGUCACGGUCACAAGACGGUCCAACUUUGGUUGCUACAGAGAACGUGAACAUGGUGCCGAUGACAACUGAGCCAUUAUAUAUCCAAUCUGCGGACCAAAACCAUUUGGCCUUGCGAGAUUCGGCUCCAGUUCUCGAUGAAAUGGAAGCUGGUCUUGAUAGGAGGAUGCAGUGAAAUCACCAGAAUCAGCUUGUAGUUAUUUGAUAAUCUUUUUGUGCUAGCAUGUGUGAGUGUUUUGAAUUGUGGUAAGCUGUAUUACUGUAGGUUAAUUGUUAGCAAAGUUUGUGACGGUUUAAUUUAUCUUGUUUGUGCAGGAAAUUAGGAGCAUUCAUGCAAUGUGGUUGUUUAUAUUGACAGUUUGUUUCCUUAGGUUUUCAACUGAUUCAAGUAGAACUGAUCUUCAUAGUU
This is a messenger RNA of Phalaenopsis equestris, 1458 nucleotides long. RefSeq names its product lipid phosphate phosphatase 2-like. Bases 259 to 1224 code for a protein of 321 amino acids. The record is from RefSeq and is a predicted model, not a curated record. Lineage: Eukaryota; Viridiplantae; Streptophyta; Magnoliopsida; Asparagales; Orchidaceae. The transcript has 9 exons. Gene Ontology annotation, biological process: phospholipid metabolic process. Gene Ontology annotation, molecular function: phosphatidate phosphatase activity.